Messenger RNA from Anopheles arabiensis, 14064 nucleotides. It is a transcript of the gene Lar, whose product is annotated as tyrosine-protein phosphatase Lar. NCBI's taxonomy places the organism in Eukaryota, Metazoa, Arthropoda, Insecta, Diptera, Culicidae. The coding region runs from base 2494 to 8652 and encodes 2052 amino acids. The record is from RefSeq and is a predicted model, not a curated record. Gene Ontology annotation, biological process: protein dephosphorylation. Gene Ontology annotation, molecular function: protein tyrosine phosphatase activity; protein binding. The transcript has 22 exons.
CGCGCGCUAGGCAUACCGUAAGCACCAUCCUAGCCUGUGUGUAACACGCUCCAAACGUCGGUUCGCGAAAAGAAUCGACCUCGGCACACGCAGUAUUCGGCCCGACCAUACAUGAAACACGUUGCGUGCAGAUAGUGUAUUGGCUUCAUUUUUUGUUGGUGUAGGUGUGAUACAUAUGUGUGAGUGUGUGUGUAUGUGUGUGUCCGUUACAUUAUAGCCAGAAAAGCAAUAGAAAUGUUAAGUGCGAGUGAUCUUUAAAAAAAGUGUAUAAAAAAUCUGCUCCAUACAAAGAGUGUUUGGUUAACGAACGUAAUCGUCAAUCGGUGUGGCAAUUGGUAUUGACAUGAAAAAAAUUGAGCGUGUGUUGAAGCAAGGAAAGCUCUAUUUCUUUCGACGGCGUGUCAAAUCACAACGGUUCGUUUUGACGAAGCGGCAAGAAUUGUAAACGAUGCGAGGAAUAUCAUACACUAAGUGGCACCAUAUUACAAGAUGUGUUUUUUGCACUUCUACUGCUUCUAUUCGAGCAACGGUGCAACGAACGACUCAUGGGAGAUACAGUGUCGGUGCGUGAAAUUCGAGUGUAAUUAGUGAUUUUACACGGAAAAGGCUGCUUCUGUCCCACAACGUGAUCUAAAACAUAAAAAAAGAAUGUCAUUUAUGACUGGAAUCCCGUAGUGGUAGCAAACUUCACUAAGCUGCCACGUACCCUGCACUCGCGAGCGAGAAUGUGCGAUGCUGUGAAACUGAUUCCAUCAUGACUAGUGGUGUUCUCUCGUACGGUGUACAGUAUUCUUAGGACAUUUUCCGAACGAACAGCGGCAUGUGAAACCGUGUUACUGGUGCUGGUAUCGUAUUGCUUGUGGGAGUAUGUAUCUGGAAAUUGCACUUACCUCGCAUGUCUGCAUAGUGCAACCGGGCUAGAAAAUAAAAUAGAAGACAGCGCGUAUCAUGCAGCAGAGCAUUCGCAUGGUCGGGGUCGCCACGGGCAUCCUUUCAUCCUAAGUGACGCAUUAAUACGACCGAGCCAAACGAAACAGAAGACAUCGGCCGUGCUGCAAAGGAUGCAAAUAAAUGAAAAGAUGAAUAAUAAAUGAGACAACACCACGCGGAGCAUGAAUGGCCGCGUAAUGGUGGCAGUGCAGCGAACAAUUCAUUGCUCACGGCGGCUGCUGCUGUUAUUCGACGGAAAAUGAAGCACAAAAUAUUGAAAAUGGUUGCACGAUGCAAAGGUGGCUGUAAUGGCGUAAAAGAGCAAAAUGUGCUAGCUGGAAAUGUGGCUAAAGAACGGUUAUUGUUUGCAGUCGCAUAUGAAAACGUGCUAAAUUGUAGUGAAAGGUGAAAAGUGAGUGAAUCAAAAAAGCACCAUCCAUUGCAAUGUAGUGCUUGUGUCUGUGUCAUGGUUUUAGUGAACGUAAAGCAAGUAGAUGUACUUCGAACCCACAGAGCAUCGUAAAUCAGUGUGUAUAUCUUGUUUCGCAUUGUUUCUGUAACCGAAUGUGUGCCAUAUCUGAAAGGCCAUCCUGUCAGGAAUAUAUUGGCUAUGCUUAGUGUGUGAUGUAAAAAUGGUGAUGUUGGUAGCGACAGAGUGCACUUUUCAUCGUUAUUUCCCGCAGUUGUGUAACGACGAACUGGAUGUCUACACUGACACGAAAUUUAUGAAUCGGGGGUCUUUUGGUAUCGAAGCUGCAAUCACCAAAUGAAAGUGCAGCCUGCAGACGAGCUGCUAAGGUGAUCAACAAGAGUUAAAAGUUAAUGUGUUUGUGAUCAGUGCAUGAGUGAGAAGUGAAAAAAAGUUGGUUGAAGUAACCGCCGAUUGAAUCGAGUAUUCCGCAUCGGUAUUGUGUGAAGCUGUUAUUAGGUUUUGUUUAUUCCGUUUGUCGAUGGCAGAGCGCGAUUGGGCAACACAAUGAUAAAAGUAGUGUUUUUGUUGAAUCGUUGUCGACCGUUACGCAAUAGUAAUUGUUAGCGAGAUUUGGCUCAACUUCUGAAUCUAGCGCAUAAGUCAAAAUCGUUCGUUAUAGCUCCUUAGUAUCCCAAAUUGUCCUUAUCCCAUCAUUUCCUUGAACCUAGCGUUAAUUACCUAGAAGUAGAAUAAGGCAACAAUACAUUAAAUAACAACAAUUCAAUCGUUACUCGAGUCAAUGGCUGCAUGACACGAUAUCAUAAAGGAUCUAUUUAGAAAAGAUCUCACUCUUUCCUGAGACUGAAAUCCGAAAAACAGGAAUAGCAGCUUACACGCUCGAUACGGUCCAAUACACUUGCGAAGGUCGUUCAGGCACCUUUCACAGGCUGAUAUUGAAGCAUAAACUACAAUCAUCUGCAAUUAUUAUCCAACUUUCUUUCGAAGAGAGUAGACAAAAAACGGCAAUCACGCCCGUAAAAGCUUCGCAAUAUUAGUCUACAUUGCAAUAUUCAAAAUUCUUGACAAACCGUCCCUUCAUCUAAACCGAAAAGAGAGAGAGAAAAAAGUGUACAGAACUUCCUCGAUCGGAAAUGGGGCUGUUGGUGGUCAAUUCGACCGCGGCCUUACUGCUGGCAAUCAUUGCCACACUUUUUCUUCUGGCUGAGGUGCCGCAGAUUGUGGUAGCAUCACAUGGAAAUUUUUCGGAUUUUCCAUUCAUUUAUCUGACACAUCCCCCCGAGAUUAUUAAGAAGCCAGUCAACCAGGGCGUGCGUGUGGGCGGUGUGGCAACCUUUUUCUGUGCGGCUCGAGGCGACCCUCAACCAACGGUGAUAUGGCGCAAAAACAGCAAAAAGAUAAUGAUGACCCAGUCACGAUACACGGUGUACGACGCUAAUGGAGUUUCAAUGUUACGUAUCGAACCGGUGCGUGCUGGACGUGACGAUGCACCGUACGAAUGUGUGGCAGAGAAUGGCGUUGGCGAUGCAGUUUCGGCCGAGGCGACGCUGACCGUUUAUGAAGGAGACAAAACACCGGCCGGAUUCCCCAUCAUAAAACAAUUUCCCACGAUUCGUGUAAUUGAAACGGGCCAUACGGCUGUGAUGCAGUGCAAGGCGACUGGUUCACCUCCACCAAAGAUCUACUGGCUGAAAGACAUGAAGCGCGUUGAUAUGACUAAUCCACGCUACAGCAUCAACAGUGAAGGAAGCCUACAGAUUGACAACAGCGAGGAAAGUGACAUGGGCAAGUACGAGUGUGUGGCGGAAAACUCGAUCGGAACGGAGCACACAAAACCGACUCCACUGUACGUGAAGGUACGACGCGUACCGCCGACAUUCUCGCGCCCACCCGAGCCCGUGUACGAGGUUAUGCUCGGAGCAAAUCUGACCCUCACCUGCGUAGCUGUCGGGUCGCCGAUGCCGUCUGUCAAGUGGCGCAAGGGCGUUGAUCAGGAUUUAACGCCGGAAAAUGAUGUCCCCGUUGGGCGGAACGUGCUGGAGCUGACUGACAUACGAGUCAGCACUAAUUACACCUGCAUCGCUCAAUCGUCCCUCGGUGUCAUUGAAGCUACCUCGCUGGUCAAAGUUCAAUCAUUACCAGCUGCGCCCACGGACGUCACAAUUUCGGAAGUAACUGCUACGCAGGUUCGGCUCGAGUGGUCUUACAAAGGGCCAGAAGAUCUGCAGUAUUACGUUAUACAGUACAAGCCAAAGAACGCAAAUCAGGCGUUCAGUGAGAUCAGUGGCAUUAUUACGAUGUUCUACGUCGUACGAACGCUCAGUCCGUACACCGAGUAUGAGUUCUAUGUUAUUGCAGUGAAUAAUAUUGGCCGUGGUCCACCGUCGUUGCCAGCCACUACGACCACCGGGGAGACAGGCGAUUCCGCUUAUGGAGGUUCCAAAAUGGAAAGUGCUCCAAGGAACAUCGAAGUGAAGCCGUUAAGCUCGUCGACAAUGCUUAUUACGUGGGAACCACCUGAGACUCCUAAUGGACAAGUUACCGGAUACAAAGUGUACUACACCACCAACCCAAACCAGCCCGAAGCAUCGUGGGACUCUCAGAUGGAAACCAACGAUAUGACAACCAUUUCUGAGCUGACUCCUCAUGCUAUCUACACUAUACGGGUACAAGCAUUUACCUCUAUGGGUGCUGGUCCCUUGUCCAACCCGGUUCAAGUUAAAGCUCAACAAGGCGUUCCCUCACAACCAAGCAACUUUCGGGCUACCGAUGUCGGUGAAACAGCUGUCACCCUGCAAUGGUCCCGGCCAACUCACUCGGGCGAGAACAUCGUACACUACGAGCUGUACUGGAAUGACACUUAUGCAAACGAGCAGCAUCAUCAACGAAUUCCGAACACCGAGACCUACACGCUGAGCAGCUUGUACCCGGACACACUGUACUACUUCUGGCUGUCGGCCCGGUCCCAGCGUGGCGAAGGUGCCACCACUCCGCCGAUCCCGGUGCGAACCAAACAGUACGUACCUGGUGCACCGCCCCGUAAUGUAACUGUCGAAGCCACAAGUCCAACCACUAUCAACGUGUCAUGGCUGCCACCACCGGUCGAACGAUCGAACGGCGCCAUAGUUUAUUAUAAGGUGUUCUUCGUCGAGGUUGGACGAUCAGAUAGCGAGGCCACGGUAACCACCCUCAACUCUACUAGCAUCGUCCUGGACGAGCUAAAGCGUUGGACCGAGUACAAGAUUUGGGUUCUAGCCGGUACCUCCGUUGGUGACGGACCCCGAUCGUACCCGUACACAGUACGCACUCAUGAAGACGUAGUUAAGAUGCCUGGCGAUCCGCAAGACGUUAAGGCAAGCCCCGUCAAUUCGACCACCAUCUACGUGACGUGGAAACCGCCGAAGGAGAAAAACCGUAACGGCAUCAUCCGGGGCUAUCACAUACACGUGCAGGAAAUGAAGGAAGAGGGUAAGGGACUGUUGAACGAACCGAUGAAGUUCGAUGUCGUAGAUGGAUUGGAGUACAAUGUGACAGGGCUGCAACCGGAUACGAAAUAUUCGGUCCAGGUGGCCGCUCUAACGCGCAAAGGGGACGGUGAUCGCAGUGCUCCCAUAUCGGUAAAAACACCCGGCGGCGUGCCGAUCAGGCCGACGGUCACGCUCAAGAUUCUGGAGCGCGAUCCGACCGUAUCGAUCGAGCUCGAAUGGGAACGGCCCCGACAGACGUACGGUGAGCUGCGAGGAUAUCGCGUACGGUGGGGCGUCCGCGAGCAGGCCCUGAACGAGGAGAUACUGCAGGGAACGCAACUGAACGUGAAACGCAUCAACGAUCUCGAGCGGGGGGUGGAGUACGAGUUCCGAGUGGCCGGCAUGAACCAUAUCGGCAUUGGGCAGGAAGCGGUCAAACAUCUGCAAACACCCGAAGGCUCUCCGACCGGUCCGCCGACCGGUAUAGCCGUCCGAUUCCAAACGCCCGACGUGGUGUGCAUUACCUGGGAACCACCGACGCGCGAGCAUCGGAACGGCCAAAUUACCCGGUACGAUGUGCAGUUCCACAAGAAGAUUGACCACGGGCUGGGCACGGAGCGGAACACUACGGUGCGCAAGGCCGUGUUUACGAAUCUGGACGAAAGCACCGAGUACAUCGUGCGGGUACGGGCGUACACUAAGCAGGGCGCUGGGCCGUUCAGCGAGAAGGUCGUCAUUGCGACGGAGCGCGAUAUGGGGCGGGCUCCGUUUUCAGUGCAAGCCGUCGCGACGUCCGAGCAGACGGUGGAAGUUUGGUGGGAACCGGUACCGUCCAGGGGCAAAUUGGUGGGGUACAAAAUUUUCUACACCAUGACCGCGGUCGAAGAUUUAGACGAGUGGCAGACGAAGGUGGUCGGCGUGACCGAGUCGGCCGAUCUGAUCAAUCUGGAAAAGUUUGCCCAGUACGCGGUCGCCAUUGCCGCGAUGUACAAAACGGGACUCGGCAAGCUGAGCGAGAAAGCGACGGUCAAGGUGAAGCCGGAGGAUGUCCCGCUGAAUCUGCGUGCGCACGAUGUUAGCACACACUCGAUGACGCUCAGCUGGGCGCCUCCGAUACGGAUGAACCCCAUCAACUACAAGAUAUCGUUCGAUGCGGUGAAAGAGUUUGUCGAUUCGCAGGGCAUCUCGCAGAAGCAGAUCCUGCCGAGGAAGGAAAUCAUACUGAAGAGUCACGUCAAGUCGCACACCAUCAGCGAGCUGUCGCCGUUCACGACCUACUUCGUGAACGUGAGUGCGGUCCCGACCGACUACUCGUACAAGCCGCCGGCAAAGAUCACGGUCACGACACAGAUGGCAGCCCCGCAGCCGAUGGUGCAGCCCGACUUUUACGGCGUCGUGAACGGGGAGGAAAUUCAGGUCAUACUGCCGCAAGCAUCGGAAGAGUAUGGUCCCAUCUCACACUACUACCUGAUUGUCGUGCCCGAGGACAAGGCGAACCUGCACAAAAUACCGGACCAAUUCCUUACCGAGGAGCUGCUGCCAUCGCGCCCCAAGCUGGACCGUCUGAACGCACCGUACAUUGCGGCCAUGUUCCUGCAGCGCAACAUUCCGUACACGUUCCAUCUCGGCUCGGGUGAAACGAAUCACAAUUUUACCAACAAAAAGCUCGAACGAGGAAAGCGGUACCGCAUUUUUGUGCGUGCCGUUGUCGAUACGCCCCAGAAGCAUCUGUACACGUCGAGCCCGUUCUCCGAGUUUCUAGCGCUGGACAUGAAGGAGGCUCCGACCGGCGAACCACCCCAUCGUCCCAAUCCCAACGUUCCGCAGGAUACGGAAAUUAUCAUUCGUGGCAAAAAUGAAGAACCGGGCAUGCUUUGGGUCGUUGGACCGAUCAUAGCCGCGCUGGUGCUGUCGGUCUGCUUCCUCGUGGUGUACUUUGUGCGCCGUCGCCGACAGCCGUGCAAGGCACCGGACCAGGCCGCCGUUACGCGACCACUGAUGGCAGCCGAUUUGGGUGCUGGGCCCGCCCCGACCGAUCCGGUGGACAUGCGGCGAAUUAACUUCCAAACGCCGGGCAUGAUAAGCCACCCACCGAUCUCGAUCGCCGAGCUAGCCAACCAUGUCGAGCGGCUGAAAGCGAACGAUAAUCUGAAGUUCUCGCAAGAGUACGAAAGCAUCGAGCCGGGCCAACAGUUCACCUGGGAUCACUCCAACAUGGAGGUGAACAAGCCAAAGAACCGCUACGCGAACGUCACCUCCUACGAUCAUUCACGGGUAAUCUUACCUCCGAUCGAGGGAGUGCCAGGAUCGGAUUACAUCAAUGCGAACUACUGCGACGGGUAUCGGAAGCACAAUGCGUACGUGGCCACGCAAGGGCCGCUGCAGGAAACGUUCGGUGACUUUUGGCGCAUGUGCUGGGAGCUGAAGUCGUCCACGAUCGUCAUGAUGACGAGGCUGGAGGAGCGAUCGCGCAUCAAGUGCGACAUGUACUGGCCAGCCCGGGGCACCGAGGUGUACGGGGCCAUGACGGUGACAAUCACGGAAACGCAGGAGCUGGCGACGUACUCGAUCCGCACGUUCCAGAUCUACCGCAACGGUAGCAACGAACGGCGCGAGAUCAAGCAGCUACAGUUUACAGCCUGGCCGGAUCACGGCGUACCGGACCAUCCGGCACCGUUCCUGCAGUUCCUGCGCCGCACCAAGUCGCUCACGCCGUCGGAAUCGGGCCCGAUCAUCGUGCACUGUUCGGCCGGAGUGGGCCGCACCGGUUGCUACAUCGUGAUCGAUUCCAUGCUCGAGCGCAUGAAGUACGAGAAAACGAUCGACAUCUACGGGCACGUGACGUGUUUGCGAGCGCAGCGCAACUACAUGGUGCAGACGGAGGAUCAGUACAUCUUCAUCCACGAUGCGCUGCUGGAGGCGGUCAUCUGCGGCAGUACGGAGGUGCCCGCCCGCAGCCUGCACAAUCACAUCCAGAAGCUGAUGCAAACGGAGCCGCACGAGAACAUUACCGGGAUGGAGAUGGAGUUCAAGAAGCUGUCGAACGUGAAGGCCGAUUCGACGCGGUUCGUCACGGCCAACCUGCCCUGCAAUAAGCACAAAAACCGCCUGGUCCACAUUUUGCCGUACGAAUCAUCCCGUGUCUGCCUGACACCGAUCCGGGGAGUCGAGGGAAGCGAUUACAUCAAUGCUAGUUUGGUUGAUGGCUAUCGGUAUCGAAACGCUUACAUUGCCGCCCAAGGACCUCUACAAGAAACGGCCGAAGACUUCUGGCGAAUGCUCUGGGAACACAACUCCACCAUCGUGGUUAUGCUAACCAAAUUAAAAGAAAUGGGACGGGAAAAAUGCUUCCAAUACUGGCCUCACGAGCGUUCGGUUCGCUAUCAGUGCUACGUGGUGGAUCCGAUCGCCGAGUACAACAUGCCGCAGUACAAACUGAGAGAGUUCAAGGUGACGGAUGCGCGCGACGGCUCGUCCCGCACGGUGCGCCAGUUCCAGUUCAUUGACUGGCCGGAACAGGGCGUACCAAAGUCGGGCGAAGGUUUUAUCGACUUCAUUGGCCAGGUGCACAAAACAAAGGAACAGUUCGGCCAGGACGGUCCGAUUACGGUGCAUUGCAGUGCGGGCGUCGGUCGCACUGGCGUCUUUAUCACGCUCAGCAUCGUGCUCGAGCGGAUGCAGUACGAGGGUGUGCUGGACGUAUUCCAAACGGUGCGAAUACUGCGCUCCCAGCGACCGGCAAUGGUACAGACCGAGGAUCAAUACCAGUUUUGCUAUCGUGCUGCGCUGGAGUAUCUCGGUUCGUUUGAUCACUACGCCACCUAAGAGACCUAAACGACCCCUCUGGCAAGCGUGGCAAAUUGGAGCGAUGGCAUCGAUGAUCCACAAUCCACACACACACGCGCUGCAAAUCGUUAACGAGCGAGGUUGGUGUUUUAUUGUUGCAUCGCCAUAUUUUAUCACUUAUUGACGCGUAACUAGCAAUCAACCAACAACGGUUUUACCAACAAGUAGGGCGACAGUACAAGCAUCAUCCCCUUUUUCCUCCAACGCCGUUUAAUGAUUUUAUUUAAACCAAACCUCCCCCCAUCCCUUCGCAGGAAGCCUCCAAUUGCCAUUUUUCUAUCGGAAAUGAUCCACGCCCAAACGCAUGGAAUGUGUUUGUUGAGUGUGGGCGUAUGUGUGUAUGUUUAUAGCCCCCUUUCGACGAAACUGUGUAACUCUCUCUCUCUGAUAAGAUUUAGAAGAAUUUUCAAAAUUCGAUAAUACUCAACUAUUCUAGGAAACUCAAUAGCCAACCACAGAAAAGCUAUGGAUCGGAUCGUAAUAAUCCUCUCUCUAGUAAGCAAUUAAAACAAAAACAAAACAGCUACCUAGCUUAAUUUCCUACCAAAACUUAAUAAUUAAGCAACUGUUCGACGCUACUGUCUCACAUCAAUAAUGAUGGCGUCGACGGAACGGGAGACGAUCGAAACCAUCGGACACGACAGACAAGAAAUGCAUCGCAUUCGCACAACAGAAGUGAACAGAACAGAUUAAAAUAGAACAUUUUUGAAGACAAAAAAAACAAAUUUCACACUAAAACUAAAACUAAUAUGAAAAUUAAAGUUUAACCUAGCGAGUCGACAAAUCCGUGGUCGGCCGUAGUGCGUACUAAACACUCACCCUAACAUCACAAUCAUUACUGCCAUUUAGUGUGUGUUACUGCGUGCGGGGAUCAGAGGGAGGUGUAUUUUAAGGUGGGGCACCAACCAGGGAAGCGAAACGAAACUUCAUCAAUCGGUCGAAUAAUACGUCCGUACAUUUACCGGUUGCAUUAUGUUCCUUUUUUCCACGUUUUUUUUUUUUUCAAAAACCAAAAAGAUCCUGCGUUCGGACCCAAUGAAGGCUGCAAUGUAUGAUCAUUGAUCAUUGCCCACGAUUUUGUUUGCCCCGUAAUCACUAACAAAUGCUUGUUCAUAAUUUAGGGCUUAUUCUCUAAAAGGAUACUUUCCAAGUAGAAAUUGUUCGGCAAAGUGGACAGACGCGAGAGCACCGGUUUGAUUCAGCAUUGGUGUAGAGGCCAUACUCUGUUCUUGUUGUGAACAACGCUCGGCAUAACGGCUAAAACAACAGAAAGAAAAAAAUGAUGCUAUUAGUGUAAGCUUGCUACUACUUGCUAGCGAAGUCAAAAUGAAACAUCAAACGGUCAGACUGAUAUUAUUAGCGUAUCACUUGAAAGGCAUGCACGUAUCAGACGUUUGGGUAGGGAAGAGUGAAGGAAGCAAACAGCGGGAGAACACACUGGUAAAGAAAACAGUAAGAAUGCAAACUACUACUAUUCGAGUAGCAACUAAUCUAUAUAGCAUUACAUUCUAAAAACAAAACAAAUACAACUAAAAAGGGUGAAACGGAAACGGCACUGGGUCCUUGUCCUUAGGAUCACCGUUACACUCGCUCGCGGACUCGAGAGCGGACAUAAGGAUGAGAAACGCAAACAUAAUCGAAUAGCGCGGAAACAUUGACUAUAUUCAUAUACCGGCAUCAAAGCGCUCCCACCCCGGCGGUAGUACUGGUACACGUGGGUGGAUCGCCAGUACGGAGCGUUGUUGAAACUAUGUAAGAUGGAACACGUUGAUUCAAAGAGACUUGGCUAAUGAUUUGACUUUUAAACAUAACACGCAUACUCAAUUAGGUAUACACAAGUAGCUGCGGGGAAAAACAACCAAAUUAGGUGUUUCACAGGGGCGAUAAGAAAAAAAAAGUAGAAAAUAACAGCAACAAAGAGGCAGCAAAACAGGCGCAACAACACACAUCGGUUGCAUGCGUGGGAAACCUGCAACACAGACUUUGGUACACGAAACACGCUGCACGCGCUUGUAUGUAAUGAUAUGCUGCACGUCCUUUAUACGUUAUAAGGCAUGUGAAUGUGAUGAUUUUAUGGAAUGCACAUCAUCAUCAGUGUAUGUGAGUGAGAGAGAGAGAGUGUGUGUGUGUGUAGUGCGUGUAUGUGUGUUUAUAGAUGAUCGUACGGAGUGCGGAAUUAAUACAGAAUGAAUGGGUAAAGCGGGGCGCGGCUUACAGUUGCAGUUAGACAUCGCGACCACUCGCGUAGUGUAGAUGGAGAAGAUGCAUUGCGCAAUAUCAUUACUAUAAAACAAACAUCUCUCUCACACACGACAGAACAGAUACCCGGCUGCUGUUGAGUAAUGUCCUGCGGUCACAGAUUUGACGCUCGAACCACAUAGAGGAAACAUAGAGUUUGACUUAAAAAAAAGAAAGUAAACAAACUAGCCACGGUAGUUACUUACGGCAUACUGCAGCAGCUUUCUAACUACCUUUCGCAUAAUGGAUUUGCCGAUCGUGUAUAACGGUCAGCCCGCAUUGUACAAUUGCACCCAUCGCUUACUUACAUCAACUGUCGAAUAGUGGUGGUAUGAUUGCAUUUAUUUCAUUUUCGUACACACAUCACAUUACACUUUAUAUACUCGAAAUGUACUUGAAUUUCUGUCCUUUUUUUUGCAUAUUUUCACAUUCAUUUCCAUUAAGCGCACCGCAACCGUUGCGUUCAUUUGAAAGUAGUAUUUUGAUGUGAUAUGUGCGUACUUUAGCAAAGUGUUGUUGUUGCGUAUAGUGGCGCACCUUUUUGGGCGUAGAAUUAGUAAUCGUACAUUAAACACACACACCAUCACCCCCCCACCCCGUGCGUGUGUCGGGAGCGCAACCAAGGGCAAGCAAAAGGAUGCGCAAGCGUCGUGCACUGCAUGGUGCAUUAGAAUUACUAUUUGCACCUUAUAAAUAAUGGGCGUUCUCUUUUACAUAUACAAAUAUAUUUAGCGGCUAUUAUACGAAUGAUUCGUUUGUACUCAUCUACCAUAUCAUAUCACGUAAUGAUCACGCGACUGAAUUUUGCAUCUUUUGCGUCCUCAUCAUUUACACAAGUAGUACUAAAAACAAGCAGUAAAGCAGUAAAAAUCAAGCAAGCAAAAAAACCAACUGCAAGCAUUUACCAACCAAGUAAUAUUAAUUUAGAGAACCAACGUUGGUCUGUAAAACGGCAACAUUUCAUUUACCUUCCAAGCGGUUGCAGAUGAUCCACUGACUGAUCGUCUGUACUACUCGAAACAUUCUAAUAUACCUCUCUAGUACGAUACACCUUGCCGCCAACCCCCGUAUCUUUUACGCUACUAUCUCUUGCCAACAAAUCGAUUACAACGAUGCUAGUGCAACAAAAAGCAACACUUUACAAAAGCAAACCCAAACCCAGUUGUUUUACACUCGAAACGUAGCGUCCAUGUUUGGCGUUUUGUGUAGCUCCCCCAGUUUUUUUAGUAUUAGUAACAUUCUUUUCAAGUCACAUAAUUACACACUGCCCGAUAUGUUGCGAUAUGUUUGUUAGUUUGGUUUUAAUUACCUACUCAAGUAAAUGGUUACUCUCAUACUUUGGACGUAAGGCGUGAUAAAUCUGAAACGCUUUCAAGUUUGAUUGAUUUGCGUGUCUGUAGCUUCUGUUCUGUAACUUCAUCGUAAAAAAGUACCAUAACUACUUCGUACCAUCAGCUACAACCGGAGGAACCAAUCAAUACCGAUUCCAUGUGUGCGUGUGUGUGUGUGUGUGUGUUGCCAUGUAUGAGCGAAAACACAACAGAACUAACUAAUAGUGAGCGAAAUGGAUAGUAUAUUUUAAGCAAAUCAUACAAUUCCACCUCCAAACACACACACACACACACACAAACAUUCAGUAUAUAUGAUUUUAGUUCCAGCUGAACCGCAUUCCAAUAUGAUGCCGCAUUGAGUAAGGCAUAUAACGCGCUGCGCAACAAAACUUCCAAGAAAGUGCGCAAACUACUACACUAAGAGGUUUUAGUUUCUAGUAUCCAUAUCCAUAUGCAAUGCCUUGAACUUUGAACAGAGCAAGACACAGAGCGAGAUGGAGUGGCUUGCACCCACCCGGUACCAGCAACCAGUUUUUGUUUCUUACCAGUGUGGUGAAAACAAACCUAAAACCCACAACCAAGUGAACUAGACUGCAAACUAACAAUAGCAAAAUACACGCAAAACACACAAACACAACCAUAACUCAAUAGACAAUGUAGAAUUUUGUACAAAUGGAUAUAACUGGCUGACGUUGGAACAACGCUUUGCACAAACAACAACACACAGCCAAAUAGACGGAAUGUGUUAAAUUCUGGACUAAUAAUUGCGUUUGUUGAUUGAGCUGCAACCUCGUUAACAUGCGCACGGAACAGUUGCGCAUUUUUUUUUUGUUUAGUGCAGAUGUAAUAAUGUACAGUUGUUCACAACCAUUCCUGUGUAUUCGAACAGAACCAAUAAAACAUUCUUCCUACGUUACGUUCUCACAAACAACCACCGCAUGCGAAAGAUGUUGAGUUUUAUAACUACAAACCAACAUCAUUGACAGAUUAGAACUUACUGCAAUAGAACAAAAAGAGUAUCAUCAAUCAUUGGCAUGUUUUUUGUUGUUUCUUGCAAAAUCAUCUCAAAAGUUAAAUGUGUAAUAUCCAUUUCGGGUUAGAUUUACGAGUGUGUGUGUGUUUGUGCAAACCACCAAUCAAGCAUUACAAAGCGAAGGAAUGAAAGUGUAGAAACGAAUUUCAAUGUGAGGCAAACACGUGCGGGAACGAGUGUGUGUGUGUGUGUUGUAUAAGAUAAACAAAUAAGAGAUAUAUACACACUACUAUAUCUGGCGGCAGGCGGCGGGUUUAUUUAGCUCACCCCCCGACAUGUUGAAACUGUUUCUCCUUCGCAGUCAUCAGUCAUACUGCAAACAUAGCAAAAAACGGGAUCGGAGCAUAGCAAAGCAAAACUAAAACGUAAACAUGAAUAGGAUGAAAGUAUAGAUUUACCGUUGCCAUUAUCUCGCAGGGAAUGGUUUUGCAGAUGAAUGCAAUGAAAGAGGAAGAGGAAAAUGUUCUAGGCAAAGCGUACAAUAUGUUAUACAACAAGCAAAACACACACACACAACCUGUAUAAGACGGAAUAGAGAAAGAAAAAAAUAGAAAAAAGGAAAUAGAAAGAGGAAAACAAAACACUCAAACACUGCAAUUUACCGUGCAAAUCGCAAAUAUAAAAUGUUAGAGCAACACUGUGGACAAAACGGGCAAACAGUAAGGAAGGAAAGGUUAGAGCGGAAAAUGGGAAAGAGAAGAGAAACAAAAAGCUAUAUGAAAUACACUGAAAAGAUAGAUAAUGUCCGAAAUUAUAUAGGUUAUGUAAUAAAAUUAUGAAAAAACACGA